AUGGGGUUGCGAGAUAUGACUCGAUUAUCUUCUACUAUUCCACAACAAAUCUUCAGAUACUCAACAAUUAAUCAUAAUAAGAUCAAUCCUAUCUCACCUUGAUUUAUAUCAGGUUAUUCAGAUGCAGAGGGUUGUUUCAAUGUUAGCCUUCAAAAAAAUCCUAAUGGUAAAUUCUAUGUCCGUCCUUCAUUCAAGAUAAAAGUUCACUCAAGAGAUAAUUUAUUAUUAAUGCGUAUUAAAGAUUAUUUUGGAGGUAUAGGAAAUAUUUAUAUUAGUACUAAGGAUUCAACAUUCGUGGUAAGAUCUUUAGACGAUAUCUUAAAAAUCAUUUCGCAUUUUGAUAACUACCCUUUAAUAACUCAAAAAAAAUCCGAUUUCAUAUUAUUUAAGCAAAUAAUCCAUAAAGUAUAUGAAGGGGACCAUUUAUCUGCCAAGGGAUUACAAGAAAUUGUUAAUCUUCGUGCCUCGAUGAAUUUAGGUUUAUCGGAUUUUUUGAAUACUAUUUUCCCUAAUACUGUCCCUGUCGCUAGACCCCUGAUAGAAAAUAUUACUAUUCCUCACCCUGAAUGAAUGGCUGGGUUUGUUACAGGUGCUCCAAAACACAACCUUAGAUUAGGUAUAAGUAUUUUAGGGGGCAGCUCUAAAAAUCUUAAGACUCGAUGUGGCUUGAAUAAAAAAUUACAAAUUCUAUAUAAAAAUUAUUGUUCUUCACGUCCUUAUUCUACUAAUAUUCCAGCCAUCAAGGUUAAUGAGCAUACGGUUCACUCUUCAUAUGGGGUUGAAAAGUAUUUAUCCUUAGAGGUGUGAGGUAUAAAUUUAAGAUCUACAGUGGGGGAUAAAUUUUCGAGAAAUGAACUAGCUAUGAUAAAACUUCCCUCUUAUGAACGUAGUGUUAUCAUAGGAUUAAUUUUAUCAGAUGGUUGACUACGUUUUGUAGGUGCAAGGUCUAAAAAUGCACAAUUAGGAUUUUUGCAAUCUGGUGCUAAUGGUAAAUAUUUUUGAUUUGUUUUUUGAUCCAUAUCUCAUUAUUGUUCAGCUAAUCCUAAGUUAAGAGUUCGAAGUAGAUUUGGAAAGGAAAACAUUAGUUGAGAAUUAUAUACUAGAGUAAUGCCUUGUUUAACUGAGUUACAUUCUUUAUUUUAUUCUAAAGAAGGUGUAAAAGUAAUUCCUGAAAAUAUUUAUGAACUUUUAACACCCGUAGCUCUGGCUCAUAUUAUAAUGGGAGAUGGACAAGGAAGUAGGCACGGUUUGUUAUUAUGUACAGAUUCCUUUACAAUACCUGAGGUAAUCAAAAUAAUGAAUGUGCUUAUAAUCAGAUAUCAAUUAAAUUGUACUUUGCGUUUCCAUACUCCAACUCAACCUCGAAUUUACAUUCGAGAAGGGAGUAUGCCAAAACUAAGAAUAAUCCUUGAACCCUAUAUAAUUCCUUCCAUGAAGUAUAAAAUAGAAAAAAAAAAUAUCUUUUAUCUUAACUUAAGGGAUUACUUGCGUAGGGGGUAG
Messenger RNA from Sordaria macrospora k-hell, 1500 nucleotides. Lineage: Eukaryota; Fungi; Ascomycota; Sordariomycetes; Sordariales; Sordariaceae. The record is from RefSeq and is a predicted model, not a curated record.